Messenger RNA from Teleopsis dalmanni, 2318 nucleotides. Its product is annotated as F-box/LRR-repeat protein 2. The coding region runs from base 433 to 2112 and encodes 559 amino acids. Gene Ontology annotation, molecular function: protein binding. Gene Ontology annotation, biological process: SCF-dependent proteasomal ubiquitin-dependent protein catabolic process. The record is from RefSeq and is a predicted model, not a curated record. Lineage: Eukaryota; Metazoa; Arthropoda; Insecta; Diptera; Diopsidae. Gene Ontology annotation, cellular component: SCF ubiquitin ligase complex. The transcript has 5 exons.
UAAAAAUGCUGUCGUUGUUGUUGCCGAUUUUAUUAUGAAAUGCAAUGUGAGAAAAAAAUAUGACAAAAAUUGAAUGAAGUCACUUGUGAAAAAAGAACAAGAGCACUAACAAAUCAUUUAAAAUUUAUUAAAAAAUUGACGAACACUGCGAGAAGAGUGGAAUAUUGUUCGUAAGCAAGGAGAGAAAAGUUGACAAGCAAAACAAAUUGACGUUUCAUUUUUAGAUUAGAUUAUGCCAAUAUUCAGAGUUUAUAAAUUCUAAAUAAAGAGAACUAACUUAAUCACCUCAUGUAGCGUUUGGUUUCGAGCAGCGCUUUUGCUGUCGCAGUUGCGAAGGCGUUGAUAAUUGGUGCGUAGUAGGGUUGCCAAAUUAAAAAAAAUCUAUUCACGUUAGUUUAUUCUUCUAUCGUAGCAGUACUCUAGCGCUCUAAAAUGGCUACUUUUGAGAUAGAGCACUUGCCAAACGAAGUUAUAUUAAAUAUAUUUUCCUAUCUGUCUCGAGUGGAUCUAUUGUGGGCAAGGCUCGUUUGCAAACGUUGGUUGCAUUUGGCGAGUUUGCCUGAGUUUUUGGUGCGAAAUCGUCUGAUAAUCACAAAGGAUAAUCUAUUUUCACUGUUAAGUCGGUUGGAGAAGCCCGAUGCGGCCAGUACCAUGAUAUAUCAAAACGUUCAUCUAUAUCAAUUGUACAGCUGUAAUUUUUUAGAUAAAAUACUAAACAAAAUAGGUUCACACAUAAUUAGUUUACGUCUAAACAACGCUGCAGUAUUUACCAAUAUUCAAGGGAAAUGUCCAAAGUUAAGAGAGUUGACAGUAGGAAACAUAAAUUGGAUGCCAGUAGGUGAGAACCGCAUUGCCAUGGAUUUAAAUAAUUUCGAAAGUUUAACAUCAAUCGAUUUACUCUGUGAUAAUCUAACGGAUCAGUUUAAAAUAUUAUUACUGCAACAACUGACAAAAGAGAAUACCCGCAUCAAAUUACAAAAGUUACAAGUUCGUUAUGUUAUUCAACCUGCGGAUUUAAUGACAAAUUUAGUUCGUAUGCAUGCAGAAACUCUUAGGCUAAUAAACUUUUACUUUCCAACGCAACCGGAAGGAGACUUAGAAGAAUGGUGUGAGAUUUUUGCAAAUUUGAAAAAAUUGGAUUCUAUCAUACUUUCGGGAAAUAGCUCAUCCGACUGGUUGUCGUGCGCUUUUGCAUUUAUACCAGACGAAGCACCGCUUAAACAAUUAUGCAUGAGUGGUCUAAUGCGAAUUAACCAUCCGCUUAUAUUGCUUAUUUUACGUAAAUGGAAGAACACACUCGAAAAUUUGGAACUCAUGUUCUGCACUUGUUUGAAUGAUGAAAGCAUGGGACUGUUAUGGAAUCUGAGAAACAAUUUACGAGUGCUAAAUGUUUCGUACUGCAGUUUCGUUUCACAAGAAGGUUUACUAAAAGGUAUUGCGAAAGAGUGCAAUACAAAACUACGUGGCCUGUAUCUAAAUGAUAACAGUGACCUAACUGGUGAGACUAUUAGUUUAUUAGCCGAACGUUUGCCGUAUCUGGAGGUAUUAAGCCUAGAGAAUUGUCGAAACAUUUCCAGAAAUAAGUCUAUUUCUUCGCUUUUUCAACAUUUGACACGUUUAAGAAAACUAGUACUCAACGAAUGCGCCAUCACAGACAGGCAGUUGUUGGGAAGAGCCAUAAAACCACAGUUUUCAAUAUUACGUCUACGUGGACUAGAAACAUUGAGCCUACGUGGAUGUCAAAUAACAAAUUAUGCACUAACGCAUGCUUUUAAAUUCAAAGAACUGCGCGUGUUGAAAUUGGGUUACUGCCAUAGGAUAUCAUCGCCUGGUAUUGCGCAUCUAGUCACUAAUUGCCCCAUGCUCGAAUCAUUGGAUUUAAAUAGUUGUGUAAGCAUCGACGAUGAGGCCAUUAUGCAUGUUGCCAAAGGUCUAAAGCGAUUACGUAAACUAAACAUAAAUAAUUGCAACAAAGUGACGAGCCGUGCCAUUGAUUACAUCAUAGAGCACUGCAAGAAUAUUAACGAACUGUGCAUAUCCGGUAUUAAUUCCCUAGAUGUAAAAGAGGAGACCCGUCGUCUGUUACGCGUUAGACCACAGCUGAAACUUUAGUACAAAUAAAUUUCUUAUAAGAAAACUAAGACUUAACAUUGCUUAAUGCAGCAAUAGUUUAUAUAUAAUAAAUUAGUUAAAAUCAAAUUAAAUUUUAGAUUAAAAACUUGUACCAAAAUUUGAAGAUGUGACGUUCGUAAAGCUUUUAAUAUUUUUGUGCAAUUUAUAAUUAAUUAAAUAUUUAAUAAGUAAUUUAUUCCUAAUGU